AUGAUUGUAAUUCAAUUACGACAAGCUGAAGUUGGAUGUGUAUCAGAUGAUGGUCGAAUUAUUCCUGUUAGCAACAAAGAAUAUACAUCUCCUACUAAUGUUUGUGAUUUAUGUCGAUGCGAAAGUGAUCAAGCUUUUGUAUGUGAUAGCCGUUGUGACGUCAUCGCUGAAUCAAGCAAUUGUGAAGAGUCUGAAAUGAUUGAAAACAAUGAUCCUAUUUGUCCAUGUCUUGUAUGUCCUGAUCAGAAGGGUAUGUUUAAAUUUGAUCUUUAA
Rotaria sp. Silwood1 is the source of this 273-nucleotide messenger RNA. NCBI's taxonomy places the organism in Eukaryota, Metazoa, Rotifera, Eurotatoria, Philodinida, Philodinidae. The record is from the annotation of a GenBank genome assembly.